CAUCAGAGUUAAUCAUUAAGCAGGGCAAACAUUCUAUACCAAGGAGAGUUGUCAGCAGUCAAGAUAGGGAGGACAAAGUUCAAGGUCUGGGCCUAGUAUGAGCUGAAGUUACGACGAGUCAUGACUUGAAUAGGGCUGGCUAAUAAUUUAUUUCCUUUAUGUUCUUAAGGAAUCCUAAGUAGAGACCCAAGACAAAUAGUUGAGAAGAAUAUGAGCUACGAAGCCAUUACAGCAUCAGAGGCAUUUAAGAAGGGAGAGUGCCAUAGUGCCAUAGACGCAUUGAGCAAGUAACUAGCUUGAGCAAGAGAUUUAUGAAAAGUGGGUGAGUAAUUAGUUGGCCAAGAAGCACACGCAGUCCCACACGAAUUGGAGGAAAGGGUUUAUAGCUCCAGGUUGUAUAAGGUAAAGGAAGUACAAGUUCUUGCAACAGAAGGAUUACCUCAAGUGAGACUUUAGGUUAUCAAGAUGAACAAAUUUCGAGGUCGAAAUUUUUCUUAAGGAGGGGGGAAAUGUGAUAUCUCGAUUCUGGACUUGGGUUCAACAACAACUAUCAGGAGAAUUGGUCAACAUGUCUAGUCAAAUCAGCAUUUUUGUUUCAUCAUUUUUGGAUCAAGUUGUGAAACAAAAAGGGUAGGGGGAGUCACUCAAGGUUACACGAAUGCUACCAGCUAAGGAAAUAUAAAUGAUCAAAGGUUACCAAUGAAGUUGUUAUGGUAAGAAUAAAUGAUUGGGGGAAGGAAGUAUAAGAAGGGUAUUGAUAGAAGGAUGAGUUUCGAGCAAAUUUCUGGGACGAAAUUUUUAUAAGGGGGGGGGGGGGGGGGGGGAAAUGUAACACCCCAUUUUUAGGUUAGGGUUCGAUUAAGGUUCGACUGAACGUUUGGAUCAACGGUUACGUACAAAGAGUUACAACCACAGAUUAGGGAUAAUAAUAAGAAUUAUUAUUAUUUUAUUAUUAUUAUUAUUAUUCAUUAAAAUGAAACCCUAAACCCCCACCCCAUUCGGCAUCACGUGGAGAAUCUCUUUUCCCCUAAAACAAUUGCUUUCCUUCUUCUCAUUCCGCUGCUCCUCAAAAGCUCAACGCAGUCCCGCAGCAAUCCGAAAAGGAGGAGGAAAAUGCCAGAGACACAAAUGAAAAAAAAAAACAGUUGGGACUUCGUCCAAAUCCUACGUCUGGGUGAAUCCUAGAAGCGCCAGAGCUUCCGAGCUCCGCAGGAAGUCAUAUGACGCUAGGUAUUCUUCUCUUGUUAAAGCCGCCCAGAAUUUGAAUUCAUGCGAGACGAGCGAGAAGGAAGUUUCCAGAGUUUUGAAUGGGUUAGGACAUAAUUUGUUGGAGCAAGAUGCUGUGGUUGUGGUCAAUAACAUGACGAACCCUGCAGCAUGCUUAUGGCCGAGCUGGCAAUGUGGAAAAAACUUUAAACUUGUAUGAUCGUGCUCGGGCGGAGAAAUGGAGACUUGAUGCCGUAACAUUUUCAACGUUGAUAAAAAUUUCUGGUAUUUCCGGGAACUAUGAAGGAUAUCGAAUUACUAUGAGAAGCAACAACGGAGAAUAAGGUGAGUGUAAAGGUGGUAAAUUCUACGCUUUACGAUUUUCAAGUAUUUGCGUUGAGUAUUUUCGAGUAUUGCUUUGCGUCGAUUCAUGUUUGAGAUUGCAUGAUUAUGGUUGGUGAUAUGUGCGUUGUUUGAAUUAUGACUUGAAGUGACUGGUUAUUAUUUACCUUGAAAUUUUCCUGAGUAUAAGUUAUUGUUAAAGUUUAAGAAACAAGUUCUUUUUAAGAAGUACCUCACUGAUAUGUUCCAAAUUGGCCACUUCUACAAGGCACAAUUACUUGCCAAAGAAGCUAUCAAGGUUGGAAAGAAGAAGGGCAGAAUUUGGCCAAGUCAAAAUUCGUGUUCAGGGUACAUACUUUGGAGGCAUGGUUCUCUCAAUUGGCUCGGUGGAAAUUCAAUUUUAAGGGUUUGUUUUGCAGAUAAAGUUUUCCUCUUUCCAAUGGUAUGCUCUGUGGAUUCAGAUGAUGUCAUUAAGGUUGUUUUCCAAGGCCUCAAAGUUGCUACCUCAAAACUGGAAAACUGCCAGAAAAUGGUUAAGUCUGGAAACUGUUUUGUGAAGCCUACUUUGGAGCUUAACUCGAGGAGUAUGGAUCUUCUUCAAGUCCAAAGGCUUCCACAACAUGAGACUAGGUAUGUUUAUGUACAAAGGGAAGGAAUUGGAUGAAGGAUUGGAGUUCGGGAAGGCUUUGAACAAAUGGCGCAAAGUUAGUACGAAAGCUGUCUUUUGACUGUUAGCUGGCAGCUUGCUUAUGCUUCAAGAAAGAGAGUUUAAAUCCGAAUUUUGUGUCCUUUUUAGAGUAGAUUUUUACCUUAAUUGUUUCCUAGUUCUAUUAGGGUUGUAUUAGGUUUAUUUGCCUUUAAAUACCUUUCUACUUUCGUUGUAAAACUCAGACUUUGUUGAAUAGAAAUCGAAACCGUUUGGUUUGUGCAAGUUGCGACUUGUUUUGGGUUUGGUGGAUUCCAAACUUGCUGAGCUUGUGUAUCGAUUGAAUAGUCACUUCAAUCGUGGUCGAGCAACUACCCUUUUAUACCAAUCGAGCUAUCCCCAGGUGUGGAUUUGUCCUUUUGGUGCCGUUCUAUCCAAGUUCGUAUUAAGAACGCUUUGUUCUCAAUUCGAGCUCAAUCGAUUCUUCGAUUGAGUCGUUUGCUGCGUUACUUUGAUAAUAUGCACCCCCAGGGGCGUAUUAAGUGGUAUCAGAGGCUGGUUCUACACAAGGGAGAAGGAGAAGAAGAACAUGCUGUUUCGUAUAAGCAGUUUUAUCGAGUUCCAAAACAGGGCAGCCCCUGUUUAUGCUUUGCAGCUGCUGUCCGGAGCUAAAUCGCAAUGGAAAACGUGGCAGGAGCUAAGAAGUUGGUAGAGGGCAGCACAGAGGCCAAGCAGCCACGAAAUUGUAGCAAAGAAACGUCUCCAGCAAUCAUAAUCAAGCAUAGAGAGUCUGACGAGCAGCGAGACAACUUAUUUCACAGCCGAUGUGAGAUUAACGGCAAAAUCGCUUCGUUGGUGAUCGAUGGAGGGAGUUGCGCGAAUUUGAUCAGUACGUAUGCCGUAGAAAAGCUUGAGUUGAAAACCCAGAAGCACCCUAAACCGUAUCAUCUCACCUGGCUCAACGAACAUGGUGACGUGAAGGUCAACAAACAAGCACAAAUCGAGUUCAUCAUUGGUAAGUACCGAGAUACGGUUCUCUGUGACGUAGUUCCAAUGCAAAACGUUCAUAUUCUGUUGGGUAGACCUUGGCAAUUCGACAGAAGGGUGUUACAUGAUGGCUGGGAGAAUUCUUAUACAUUCAAACACGAAAGCAGGAAGAUCAAAUUGAAGCCUCUAUCACCCGAUCAAGUUUUUGACGAUUUAAAACAGAUGGAGGAGAAUCGGAACGAAGGAAAAAGUGUUCAAGCUCAGUUGUGGGUUCAAAGGUGCGCUGGGUUCAAUUUCAUGAGCUUCAGAAAGCUGCAGAAGGGAGUUACAGAAUUGAAACCACCAAUCUACAACGACCCCUGUUUUGUGACGACAAAACAGAGUUUGAAUACGGUCGAGUCUGUCGUGGUGAUUGAAGGCAGCUCGCAUACAGUCACCACCGCAAACACCUUCAAAACUAUCCCAAGAGUGCGUUAUGAAACGAAAUUAUGGCCAAAGGAGCUUCAACUUAAAGGGUCCAAGUCGAAAUUUCUGUUGCAGCUCUGUUCGGCGACGUCAAUACAGAGCAGGAGAGAGGGCCAAUGGGAUGGAACACUGGAAAGCGAUCUGAACUUAACCACUGCUUCCGAAUUGUUCUAUGAGGCUUCAAGAAGCUCUCUGUACCAUUGGAUUCGAUCGAGUUGCUCUACUUUGCAGAACCCAAGAUCAGUUCCUCCGCCUCUGCAAACGGUCCAACACGCCAAGCAAACAGCUGAAUUGGUUGGGGCCGUGGAGGAAGAGUCGAGCGCAACCAAUUGUGCCAAAAUGUUUGUCAACACACCACGAAUGAUUUCGAUGGAAGUAAUCUCCCCUAUUCCAGCUGUAACAAAGAACCCGAUUCUGUCUGAAGUCCCUCUGAAAACAAAAAAAUACGAACAGGAAAUUGGAGAAUUGGUUGAGGAGAUCAGGGUUGAUUCGAACACAAUGGAGCCUAUAGACGAGUUCGUGGAGUUCCAAGGAUGGUGUAGGUGCAAAGAAACCUGCACGAAAACGCCUGGGUUAAAAUUCCCCAAUUACAAUUUAGGGUCGCCGGAUUCUGGGUUUGAGCUGCCGGAUUCUGGGAAAUUCAAAAUUUCCGGCGGCGGGAAACUCGCGAAUUGCAAUUGGAGUCGCAUGGAGAAUAAUCGAAGAUGGGUAAUGGGUGGAAACGACUACUGGGAGCCAGAUGGAGCGAUUGGGAGUGGAAAUUUGGCUUGUGGAUGCCUAGAAGAGAAACACCCAAUUUUUGGUCCCUCGCCGGAGUUUGAAGAACCGCCGGAAUCUGCAAAAUUUUGGCCGGAAACUGGAAAAUUGGCGCAAAGCAAUCUGGGUUCGAUUGAGCAAAACAUUUUCGUGGGAAAGGUCCCUUGGAGUCCCACGAACAUCCUGGCAUUCGAAUCGUGGGGAAAAUCAUCAAGAUCAAGGAGUAAUGAAGCCUCUACGUUUGAAUGGUUCGAAGUUAGGACGAGUUUAGGAUACCACUUUUGUGACCCAAUUUGGGAGGAUUUCGUUGAAAAAUUUGAUUGCAGGUCAAAACAAGCUUUGAGGGCAAAGCUUUUUGAAGUGGGGGAGCCUGAUAUGAUCCAAAUUGGCCACUUCUACAAGUCACAAUUACUUGCCAAAGAAGCUAUCAAGGUUGGAAAGAAGAAGGGCAGAAUUUGGCCAAGUCAAAAUCCGUGUUCAGGGUACAUAUUUUGGAGGCAUGGUUCUCUCAAUUGGCUCGGUGGAAAUUCAAUUUUAGGGGUUUGUUUUGCAGAUAAAGUUUUCCUCUUUCCAAUGGUAUGCUCUGUGGAUUCAGAUGAUGUCAUUAAGGUUGUUUUCCAAGGCCUCAAAGUUGCUACCUCAAAACUGGAAAACUGCCAGAAAAUGGUUAAGUCUGGAAACUGUUUUGUGAAGCCUACUUUGGAGCUUAAUUCGAGGAGUAUGGAUCUUCUUCAAGUCCAAAGGCUUCCACAACAUAAGACUAGGUAUGUUUAUGUACAAAUGGAAGGAAUUGGAUGAAGGAUUGGAGUUCGGGAAGGCUUUGAACAAAUGGCGCAAAGUUAGUACGAAAGCUGUCUUUUGACUGUUAGCUGGCAGCUUGCUUAUGCUUCAAGAAAGAGAGUUUAAAUCCGAAUUUUGUGUCCUUUUUAGAGUAGAUUUUUACCUUAAUUGUUUCCUAGUUCUAUUAGGGUUGUAUUAGGUUUAUUUGCCUUUAAAUACCUUUCUACUUUCGUUGUAAAACUCAGACUUUGUUGAAUAGAAAUCGAAACCGUUU
Linum trigynum is the source of this 5456-nucleotide messenger RNA. NCBI's taxonomy places the organism in Eukaryota, Viridiplantae, Streptophyta, Magnoliopsida, Malpighiales, Linaceae. The record is from the annotation of a GenBank genome assembly.